AUGGGGUUUAAGCGGCUGGUUAAAAGGACUAGCCAAGCUAGGAGGGCUAUGCUUGCGCUGAUAAGACUCCAGCAUGCACAGGAUGACUGUAAUGCUGGGUCCUGCCACCCGGCCGUUGGGGACCUCCUCCUGGGUCGCAGCAAGCAAUUAACGGCCUCGUCAACCUGUGGAAUGAACGGCCCUCAGAAGUACUGCAUUAUAGGCUACCUAGAGGCUGAACAGAAAUGCUUUCUCUGUGAUUCCAGAUACCCGUAUAAUCCCUAUACGCAGCACAACAGUCACAUGGUUGAAAAUGUUAUCACAACUUUUGAGCCUGAUAGGAAAAAAAAGUGGUGGCAGUCAGAAAAUGGCGUUGACCAUGUCAGCAUUAGAUUGGACCUAGAAACUUUAUUCCAGUUCAGCCAUCUUAUCCUGACUUUUAAGACAUUUCGGCCUGCAGCAAUGCUGGUUGAGCGCUCCACCGACUUUGGUCAAACCUGGAAAGCAUUUAGAUAUUUUGCACAGGACUGUGCAGCUUCUUUUCCCAACAUCUCUUCUGGUCCAGCAAAAAGUGUGGGAGACGUCAUCUGUGAUUCAAGAUAUUCAGACAUCGAGCCCUCUGCUGAAGGCGAGGUUGUUUUAAAAGCUUUGGAUCCCAGCUUUGAAAUAGAAAAUCCAUAUGUGCCAUAUAUCCAAGAGCUCAUUACAUUGACAAACCUAAGGAUCAAUUUUACUAAACUCCACACCCUUGGGGAUGCUCUGCUUGGAAGAAGGCACAGUGAUCCCCUUGAGAAGUACUACUACGCUGUCUAUGAGAUGGUUGUGCGGGGCAGCUGCUUUUGCAAUGGCCACGCCAGCCAGUGUGAUCCCAUGCAGAAUCUGCGGGGAGAUGUUUUCCAUCAGUCUGGGAUGGUCCAUGGGAGAUGUAUCUGCCACCAUAACACCGAAGGUUUGUCCUGUGAAAGAUGUAAAGAUUUCUACAAUGAUGCUCCCUGGAGGCCAGCUGAAGGGGCACAAGAUAAUGCUUGCAAACGGUGUAACUGCAACGGCCACUCUGGCAGAUGUCACUUUGACAUGGCCAUGUACCAGGCCAGUGGUGGGGUCAGCGGUGGUGUUUGUGAGGACUGUCAGGACAACACCAUGGGGCAACACUGUGACCAGUGUAAACGUUUCUUUUACCGGGAUCCAUUCAAAGUCAUCUCGGACCCUCACGUAUGCCUCCCCUGCAACUGUGACCCAGAAGGUACGUUGCACAACGGCAUGUGUGAGAGCCACACAGAUCCUGCUCUGGGAAUGGUUGCGGGCCAGUGCCCUUGCAAGAAAAACGUGGAGGGUGUCCACUGUGACAGGUGCAGGGCAAACUACUACGGGUUGAGCGGCAGUGAUCCUCUGGGCUGCCAGCCCUGCAACUGCGAUCCUUCCGGCAGUUUGCCUUUCUCCAUCUGUGAUCCUGCCACCGGAGAGUGCCUCUGCCAGCGGUUUGCCACGGGGCAACACUGUGAAAAAUGCCUUGUAGGAUACUGGGGUCUUGGCAACAGCUUGUAUGGCUGUUCUCCAUGUGACUGUGACAUUGGUGGAUCCCAGAAUAAUUUGUGCUCACCGAAGGACGGUCAGUGCAAGUGUCUUCCCAAUGUUGUGAGCCGCCAGUGUAACGAGCCAGCCCCAGGCUACUUCUUUUUACCUCUGGAUUAUUAUAUUUAUGAAGCUGAGCAUGCAAAGCCCCUUUCUGGCUCUGCACCCUUGGGUGCAGUGCAGUUUGGACAGGACUCGGCUGUGUCGGUGGUUUUCAGGCAGCCCAGCGCCGGCCGGUCUGUCACAUGGACGGGACCCGGCUUUGCCCGCGUUCCCAGCGGAGCUGGGCUGAGAUUUGCUGUCAACAAUGUUCCCUUUGCUAUGGACUUUGACAUCACAAUUCGUUAUGAGCCUGAGUCCUUGGAAGACUGGCUAGCAAGUGUUGCCAUCCAGCCCGCUGGUAUUUUGUCAAGUCAACGUUGCAAAAACAAGGGCCUUUCACAGGAACAACAUGCGUUGCCUCUCCCAGCUACAAAGAGGAUUGCACUUCUGCAAACUCCAGUCUGCCUGGAGCCAGGAGCAGAAUAUUCUGUGGAUGUGUAUUUUUCUCAGCCCUCUGCCUCUGACCCAAAGGCGAAAUCGUUCAUCUUGAUUGACUCACUUGGACUUAUUCCCAGAAUCAGCUCUGUGGAGAACUUAUGCAGUGAAAAGGAUUUAGAUGAGUACCAGAAGUAUCACUGUAUUGAAAUUGCAUCAGAAGUCGGACCUCAUGUCUUGCCUGAAGUGUGCGCACGGCUCAUAGUGAGCAUGUCAGCCCGUAUUCACAACGGCGCCGUCGCGUGUAAGUGCAAUCCCCAAGGGUCGCUGAAUGCCAGCUGCAGUAAACUGGGGGGCCAGUGUCAGUGCAAAGCCAAUGUCGUGGGACGCUGCUGCAACACCUGCUCUGCGGGCAGCUACGGCUUCGGCUUCCAUGGCUGCUACGCAUGCGAGUGCCACCCGCAAGGCUCGCUGAGCACGCUGUGCGACCAGGUGACAGGGCAGUGCUCCUGCCGCCGGGAGGUGGAUGGUCAGCGCUGCAGCCGAUGUCUGGCUGGGUAUUUUGGAUUUCCCUACUGCCGUCCUUGCCCAUGUAACGGCUAUGCGGAGCUUUGCGACCCAGUGACUGGAGUGUGCCUGAACUGCCGUGGGUUUACAGCUGGAAGCCACUGUGAAAGGUGCGUGGACGGCUAUUAUGGAAACCCUCUGAAGGGACAACCCUGCCGCCCAUGCAUGUGCCCAGGGGCACCUACAAGCAAUAGGUAUUUUGCACGUUCCUGUUACCAGGACUCCCAGUCUACACAACUAGUCUGCAAUUGUCUCGAGGGAUAUUCAGGCAAUCGGUGUGACGAGUGUCCUAGUGGGUUCUACAAAAACCCAGGCAGCCCUGGGCUUGACUGUGCACCAUGUCCCUGCAAUAACAACAUUGAUGUGACAGACCCAGAGUCCUGUAACAGGGUCACCGGGGAAUGCACCAAGUGUUUACACAACACCCAUGGAGCAAACUGCCAGUUCUGCAAACCAGGGUAUUUUGGCUCAGCCCUCAAUCAAAACUGUCAAAGGUGCACAUGCAAUCCAGUGGGUGUUCACCCUGCCAUGUGCCCGGGGGGGGACGCAGCCUGUCUGUGUGACCCAGCCACAGGAGCUUGCCCUUGUCUGCCCAACGUGGUGGGCGCGACAUGCAACCAGUGUGCCUCUGGCUACUGGGACCUGGCUAGUGGAAAAGGAUGUCAGAUCUGUGACUGUGAUCCAAAAAACUCCCAAAACAACCAGUGCAACCAGCUUACAGGCCAGUGUCCAUGUAAGCUAGGUUACAGCGGAAGAUGUUGCGAUGAAUGUGAGGAAAAUUACUUUGGCAAUCCCCAGACACAUUGCAUUUCGUGCGGGUGUAACCUGGAGGGAACCAGCCAGCCCAAGUGUGACAAAGCCACCGGCAUGUGUAACUGCCGCACUGGUGUCACCGGCUGGUUCUGUGACCAGUGCAGCCGAGGCUUUGAGAAAGACUUUCCUUCUUGCCGUCAGUGUCAUCUUUGUUUCGAUCAGUGGGACACUGAAAUUACUGCCCUUGCUCAGACUGUUCAGGGGUUAAUGAGGUUUGCUGCGAAUCUCGAAGAUAAAGGAGGACGAAUGCCCAGCUGUGACAUGCGCUUCAAAGCCUUUGAAGAUGCCAUUUCUGAAAUUGAAAGAAAUUUGAGACAUCCUGUUCUUUCACUGGAGGCCCUCUCAGGCAUCAAGGAUUUUCAGGGCUACGUUCAACAAAAAGUUGCACAAAUGGAUCCCCUUCACAGUACGCUGUAUGAGUUUCCUGACCUUAACAAGAACAUAGAAGACAUUGGGGAAGAAGCCGACCUAGUGUAUGAACUUCUACAACAGAAAAUACAUCUGCAUCAAAGUUUUAAUUACUUGAACCUCAAAGAGGCCAUCAGCAACAUUAGGAAACACUUUGAAGUAUCAUUGCUGGCAGAGCAGAAGACCAGUGGGACAACCCCUAUCAUAAGAUACUCACAGUACACCAGGAGCCACGUGCUCGCUAUGUUGGGACAUCAGGCCUUGAAAGAAAGCAAUGUGCUGGAGCAGCUCAAGAUGAUCAAGAGCCCCGACAUCCAAAACUUGAAUGAAAAGAUCUGUGGUGUGCCAGGAGACCAGCCCUGUGUCACAGCAGCCUGCGGGGGAGCUUUGUGCCAGGAUAGUCAUGGAGUCAGGCAGUGUGGUGGCCCAAACUGCAGCGGAGCUCUUCCCCUCUCCACUGAUGCCUUCAGAAAAGCUGAGGAGGCUGCUGUGUUGCUAAGUAACUUGACUACUCAGCUACGGGAACCUGAGAAUCAGGUUGAAAGCAUUAGAAAAAUGGCAGAAGACAGCAAGUUGAAAGGCUCACAAUUUAAUGGGCAACUGGAGACAGCUAAGAAUCAAAUUGAAGUUGACCGAGAGAUCACUAAGGAGUUCAUCCGAAAAGUGAAAGACUUCUUGUUAGAUGAGAGCGCGCCUCCAGAAGACAUUGAGAAGGUGGCAAAUUAUGUUCUGCAAAUAAACCUUCCCCUGACUCCACAAGAGCUCAUGGGCAUGCUUGGCAAAAUCAGGAGCAUUAUGAACCCCUGUGAGAAGUACAAACUGAAUGUGAGUAAGAGAAACAGAAAAAGGGAGGAAACUCAGACGCUGCUGGUGGAGGCACAAGAAGCCAACGAAGCAGCUAAAGCUCUUCUGCCUGUGGCUGAAAUUCAUAAUAAACUAAAAAAUGUUGUGAAGUCCCAAGGACACUCCAAAAACACCUUCAUAAAGUUAAACGAAGAGAUACGAGGCAUCAAAACACAAAUCUCACAGGCUGAGAACCAAGUGAACAAGACAAACGACAAACUGAACAACUUGUCAGCAAAACAGUCUGAGAUGGAGGAUGAAAUUGCCACACUGCAGGCAAAAAUGCUGAUGAACAAGAAUCAAGCUACAAAGGCAAGAGCAGGGGCAGAAGCAGCACACAAGCAAGCCCAGAAUAUUGAUAACGAAUUUGCUGACAUUAAAAGAAAGUACACUAUUCUUCAAGAAAAGCUAAAAGCCCGAGGACCUCCAAAAGUAACAUUAGAAAAAGUGAAGCAGCUGAAAGAAGCAGCAGAAAAACUGGCUGAAGAGACUGAAAAAAAAAUUAAAAGAAUAACAGAUUUGGAGAAGAAGCUUCAGGACCUGAAUCAAACCAAACAAGACAAGGCAGAGCAACUGAGACAACUAGAGGAACAAGUGAUAGCCAUUAAAAAUGAAAUCACGGAGCAGGAAAGCAAGUAUGCAACAUGCAAAAGUUAG
Molecule: messenger RNA, 5316 nt
Organism: Aptenodytes forsteri (emperor penguin)
Lineage: Eukaryota; Metazoa; Chordata; Aves; Sphenisciformes; Spheniscidae
Gene: LAMB4
Product: laminin subunit beta 4
Exons: 33
Coding region: 1-5316 (1771 amino acids)
Source: RefSeq, a predicted model, not a curated record